AGGCUAAGGGGCUGUUUGGCAACUUCUGAAUCGGUAAGUGCUGAACCAGUAAGAGGUCUGAACCAUUAAGUGCUGAACCAGUAAGAGGUCUGAACCAUUAAGAGCUAGUAUAUUGCUUAACUAUUCAGAGGCAAAUGUCUGAUCAAUUCAGAUAAGAGGUCUUAACCAUUCAGACUCUGUAUAAUAUUUAAUCAUUCAGAGUCUUUAUUGUCAUCUUAAAGCCACUUAUCGAUAUGAUGAGCACUUGCAGCGCAUCGGUGGCCGGUAAUUCACGCGCCGCCCUCUUUCCCAGCCCUCUCUUUCGCCAAUCCAAAACUGCUUUCAGAUGUUACUCUUCUUCUUCUUCUUUGGAUCAUGCAUCUUUCAUUAAAAAUGUAGCUGCUACACAACCUCCAGAGCAUUUGAAUUGUCUUCUGGACAUGCUUCAAGUGAGAGGCGAGCAGUUAGUUUCUCCCACUACUAAGAAAGGAGUUUUUCCUCUUGCUAUUCCAUUAUCCAAACAGAGCUCAGGUGCUGUAACAGCAUUACUGCGAUGGCCUACUGCUCCACUUGGUAUGGAGAUGCCCGUGGUGGAGGUUCGUAAGUACGGGGUUUGGCUUCUCGCAAAGAAUGUAGAUCAAUACAUCCAUAGAAUUUUGGUGGAAGAAGAUGCAUGUUCUCAUGCUGACAGUGAUGCCCUUUUUCACGCUUCAGCUGGUGUGCAAGAGAAAGUUUACAAAAGGGGUGAAUUCGCGGCUUCUCAAAUUUCAAGCUUAGAUAUCUAUCUCUGGAAGAAGGUUGGGUUAUUUCCAGAUUUAAUAGAGCGCAAAAUAAAGCAGCAUUUUGACAAGGGGGAUGAUAUUUCAGCUAUGGUGACCGGUGAAUUCUAUACCAGGAAGGAGCAUUUUCCUGGGUUUGGCAGGCCAUUCGUAUUUAAUGCAGAGAUUUUGCUCAAGGUUGGGCGAAGGGCAGAGGCAAAGGAUGCUGCUCGGGGUGCUUUAAAAUCACCAUGGUGGACUUUGGGAUGUGAAUACAAGAAUGUGGCGAAAAUGGCUGAAUGGGAAGAAGAACAAAUUGAAUUUAUCAAAGAGAAAGUGACUAAGGAGGGUAGAGAGCAAGACCUGAAGAAGGGAAAAGAUACCGCUCAGAUUGCAUUGGAUGAAGCUGCAUUCCUAUUGGAUUUAGCUUCUGUUGAAGGGAAUUGGGAUGAUUGUGUGGAUCGAAUUGGUGAGUGUUACAAGGACGCCGGGCUUCAUGACAUGGCCAAUUUUGUAGUUUGCAGAGACUAAAGUUGUGUGCUAUUAUGCAAAAUAAAAUAAAAAAUUUCUGCCUUGGUUGUUUCAGAAAUGUACUUUUACUUCACUCUCUUUCAUUUUUUUGUAUGGGAGUUUCAUUGUCGUUCAAGGAUCAUUAGCGGUUGUUUGGAGAUGUGUUGAGCAAGAUUGGAUUUUGGGUGUUUGUUGGAAAUGUUGGUGUUGUGAUGUGAAAUUAUUGAAAAGCGCUAUGUAAAAAGGAGGAGGAUAUUUGAAGAAAAAGUUGGUAUUUCU
Cuscuta campestris is the source of this 1526-nucleotide messenger RNA. The record is from the annotation of a GenBank genome assembly. NCBI's taxonomy places the organism in Eukaryota, Viridiplantae, Streptophyta, Magnoliopsida, Solanales, Convolvulaceae.